Molecule: messenger RNA, 393 nt
Organism: Caenorhabditis remanei
Lineage: Eukaryota; Metazoa; Nematoda; Chromadorea; Rhabditida; Rhabditidae
Exons: 3
Coding region: 1-393 (130 amino acids)
Source: RefSeq, a predicted model, not a curated record
AUGAACUACCUUCUAUUCUUUCUAUUGGUUACUGUGGCUACCUGUCAAGAUGAAUACGGUUGUGAAGAUGACUGUGAAUGCUCGGAUAUCCUCGACAAACUUGCAUGGACUGAUAGAAACACUAUUUUGUAUACUGAAGAAGCGGGAUGCGUCAGAAACAUCACUUGUGAGAUUAAUUCGUUUACUACACGUGCCCAAGUAGGUCCCGAUGCACCAACAGAAUUGAGUACAAACAUAUUCGAAUUUUUUGGAAUGAUUUGUGAGAAUUAUGAAUGGUAUAUCACCAAAUACCCGCAUGGAGUUCACUAUCGAACCGCUGCGGGAGAUUCAUUAAUCGGAACCAACGGAGAACUUGACGGAAAAAAGAGUAAACUUUAUUUAUUUCAGUGGUAA